CUCUGCAACUCGUGGAAGAGGAAGGAAACAGGAUUAGAAUCCACUGGUGGGUCAGGGACUGGUGAUGCUGUUCCCCAGCCUCCCAGAGGACGCCUGAGCAUGGCGUUGCCAUAGCGACGGCUCCUACUGCUCCCUAGAUAAGACAGGCAAGAGCGUCAGCUGCAGCCCCAGCCCCUCCAGCGAGCCUCGACGCCAAACUGCACCUUCCUCACCACCUCGCACCGCUUUCAAGGAUGCAUCUCAGCAUGUGUGAUUGAAAUCAGGCCAGCAGACUGCAUGACAGAGGGCAGCUGGAAGACAAAAGCUCAUCAUGAUCUGGCUGGCAAGUGGAUACAUAACACCAUAUCUUCAAAGGAGGAGAAAAGCCUAUUUCGAUGAUGUCAACAGGAUAUGUUCAGCCACUUGAUAUGCCAGAUGACAGACUGGAUAAGCGAGAUUCACAGUGUAACCAUUUAGAAGAUCUUUCAGAGCAGCUGAUUAAGAGCUGUGACCUCAAAAAAAACCCAAGAAAAGGUAAAACUAUCCUAGCUUCCCAAAAUGCUGAACAGGAGCAAAAAAAGCCAAGGAGAAAAGAUACACCAGCUUUGCACACUCCACCACCUCUAACAGGCAUACUUUCAGACUUUUCUGAUACUCUGUUGAAAAGGUAUGGUAUCACAGAGAAGCCACAGAGAGAGAGAGUGAGUCCAGUCUCUCAGAUCACUGAACUGGAGCAGAAAAAGCCCAGGAGAAAAGAUACACCUGCAGUACACAUCCCACCUUUGCUAAUGGGCACUAAGCUGUUUACAGAAGAAGAACGAACAGUGAUUAUGGAAGACGAAGAAAAGGAUGGAGACACAAUCCACAGUUAAGAUUACAGUGAUAUUUCCAAUAAUGCAGUGUAAAUAAUUCUGGGUCAUUCAAAGUGGCAGCACAUAGAAAAGAAAGUUCUUUCAUUUUUAUAAAU
Molecule: messenger RNA, 946 nt
Organism: Lepidothrix coronata (blue-crowned manakin)
Lineage: Eukaryota; Metazoa; Chordata; Aves; Passeriformes; Pipridae
Gene: PPP1R17
Product: protein phosphatase 1 regulatory subunit 17
Exons: 6
Coding region: 375-851 (158 amino acids)
Biological process (GO): regulation of phosphatase activity
Molecular function (GO): protein phosphatase inhibitor activity
Source: RefSeq, a predicted model, not a curated record